Bufo bufo (common toad) is the source of this 2332-nucleotide messenger RNA. It is a transcript of the gene GNB5, whose product is annotated as G protein subunit beta 5. The transcript is spliced from 11 exons. Lineage: Eukaryota; Metazoa; Chordata; Amphibia; Anura; Bufonidae. Bases 65 to 1126 code for a protein of 353 amino acids. Gene Ontology annotation, cellular component: cytoplasm; heterotrimeric G-protein complex. The record is from RefSeq and is a predicted model, not a curated record. Gene Ontology annotation, biological process: G protein-coupled receptor signaling pathway; G protein-coupled dopamine receptor signaling pathway. Gene Ontology annotation, molecular function: signaling receptor complex adaptor activity; protein binding.
UAUACACUGCUCCACUUCCACCUCCCUCCUCUCCUGCAACCUUCUCUCUCUUGUUUAUCUCAAGAUGGCAACCGAGGGACUGCAAGAGAACGAGACCCUGGCCUCCCUGAAGAACGAGGCAGAGAGCCUGAAAGGGAAGCUGGAGGAAGAGAGAGCCAAGCUGCAUGAUGUAGAGCUACAUCAAGUGGCUGAACGUGUAGACUCUCUGGGCCAGUUUGUCAUGAAAACGAGGAGAACACUAAAAGGCCAUGGUAACAAAGUACUCUGCAUGGACUGGUGUAAAGACAAAAGGAGGAUUGUCAGCUCAUCUCAGGAUGGAAAAGUGAUUGUGUGGGACGCUUUUACUACAAACAAGGAGCACGCAGUCACUAUGCCGUGCACCUGGGUGAUGGCCUGUGCGUACGCUCCUUCUGGUUGCGCCAUUGCUUGUGGGGGAUUGGACAAUAAAUGCUCUGUGUACCCCCUGACAUUUGAUAAGAAUGAAAACAUGGCUGCUAAGAAGAAGUCAGUGGCAAUGCACACCAACUACUUGUCCGCCUGUAGCUUCACUAACUCAGACAUGCAGAUUCUGACAGCCAGCGGAGAUGGGACAUGUGCCCUCUGGGACGUGGAGAGUGGUCAGCUGCUUCAGAGUUUUCAUGGACAUGGUGCUGAUGUUUUGUGUCUGGAUCUGGCACCAUCUGAGACAGGAAAUACUUUUGUGUCUGGAGGCUGUGACAAGAAAGCAAUGGUAUGGGACAUGAGAACUGGCCAGUGUAUUCAGUCAUUUGAAACUCAUGAAUCUGAUAUCAACAGUGUCCGGUAUUAUCCCAGCGGAGAUGCGUUUGCCUCUGGCUCAGAUGAUGCUACGUGUCGUAUGUUUGAUCUCCGAGCGGAUAGAGAAGUCGCCAUCUAUUCCAAAGAGAGCAUCAUUUUUGGAGCAUCAAGUGUUGACUUCUCCCUUAGUGGUCGGCUGCUAUUUGCUGGAUAUAACGACUACACAAUCAAUGUUUGGGAUGUCCUAAAAGGAAGCAGAGUCUCCAUCUUAUUUGGUCAUGAGAACAGAGUGAGCACGUUGCGUGUGUCUCCAGAUGGAACAGCAUUUAGCUCAGGAUCAUGGGAUCACACUUUAAGAAUCUGGGCUUAAUCCAAUCUAUGAAAAGGUCGAAUCUUGAAAGACUCUUCAGUCUCACUAUACUGGAACAGAUAAUGCAGGUCACUGCUAUGGGUACACAUUGUUUUGUAGCAUAUUACUGUCCUCAAAGUUUACAGGUACUACCGAAAAUGGCCAGUUUCAGCCGCUUGUGCAGUAAGUGAAGGUAUCCGAUGUACGUAUUUAAAGGUCAGACCUUUCUCAGUGAUUUCUCUUGGCUUGUCUGGAUUAGUUGAUUUAGGUAAUGACACUGUAUAAAGCCAGAUUUACACUUGAAGACAUUUACAGACACCAGUUUGUGAGAACUCUUCCCAUCCUUAGACCACAAAGAGAUGCUGUUGAUGGAGGGCUCCUAUCCUCCACUUGAUACCCUAUUCCAUUACUUUCUCAGAUGGUUGCAUUGUGUCAGUACUGGGCUAUGUUAGAUCAGUUUUCCUAUAUGAAAUGGUUUGUGUUUGUUACCUUAAAGGGGUUGUGCAGAAUUCCCUUACAUUUUAAAUUCCCCUCUCUCUCUGCUGGACCUGUGAAGGGAAGCAUACAUACCUGCUCCCUGCUACUUGGUUCCAGUUCCCUGGGUCCAAGUUGUCUUCACUGUACUUUAUCCUAAAUGGAUGGGGUCAUGUGCGCCUCUACAACCAAUGACUGCCGCUUGGGAAACUGUUUACACACGGGUGCAGCGAUGACAUCAUUGAUCCAGGGAGCUGGAACCGAGCAGCAGGGAGCAGGUAAGCAUGCUUCCUUUCACAGGUAUGGCAGGGAGAGGAGGGGAAUUUAGAAUUGCAGGGAAUGCUGGACAACCCCUUUAAGGGGUGUUGCUUUUUUUGCAGUGAAUAAACUAUUAUAUCAUUGUAUCUAGUUAGUUGCCUUGACAGUCACUCAAUAGACUGUGGGUACUCUAAUUAGAAGGGAGUUGGUUCUCUUUUCAGUUACUGGCAGAAAUGACUAAUUCCUGAACCACUAUGGUCCAAAUAUAGAUUUUCUGUCCCUUUUUAUUUUAUAUAAAGAAACUAAAAUAGAUCACCAAUUACAUAAUGUGUGUGGGAAACGAAAGACAAAGCCCUUAAUUUUUGCUGAUACGUUGGAAAAUUCACUUCUCUGCUUCUUCACACAGUUCCAGUCAAUAUAACGGAGUGACAAUAAUUAUCCUAGAAAGCAUGUAGCAUUAUGUAGCAUAUUCUUUUCUAUUACAUGAACAUGAUA